Molecule: messenger RNA, 2228 nt
Organism: Paramecium octaurelia
Lineage: Eukaryota; Ciliophora; Oligohymenophorea; Peniculida; Parameciidae
Source: the annotation of a GenBank genome assembly
AUGAACUAACAAAGAUGUCCCAAUAAGUAGCACAAUUUAUACAGGCAUCAAGCUAUAAGAUAUAAAGACGACACUAUCAUAGAUUCCACACACACUAAAUCAUAAACUUCAGAUUAGAGUAUUGAAUUCUGAAUAAUUUGAGAAAUGUCAAAGAUCUCUGAAAUCAAAGUUGUAAAUGAUUUUUCAGUAGAUUCAUAAUGUUUAGAUCGCAGCAGUAUUUUGGAACAAUCAUUGGAGAAUGAUUUACGUUAAUGGCAAUAAGCCUACAAGAUAGAUAAUUUGAUUGUCUAAAAAUUAGAAAAAGGUUUGCUUUAUGAAUAUGACUAGAUAUAAAGGAUAUUGAUAAUUAGAUAGUUUAGAUAGCAACUCAAUUUGAUGUUUGCAUGAACUUACAGUAAAAAACUGAAGCAAAAUUUAAAGAGUUUUAACAACUUAUGAAAGGCACCUAAUUCAUCAAAUUUUCACGUUCUAAUUGCAAGAAAUGGGAUUAGAGAAUGAUAUUUUAUUGUUCAUUCUUAGACUCAAUUUGUUGGAAGUCCAAAACUUCAAAAUUUCCAUCAGCCAAAUAAACUAUUCCCAUAGAUUAGAUCAUAUAGAUUCAUACAAAUUACAAUAAGUAGCAAAUUAUCUUUAAUUUAGAUAUAAAUUGAUUAAGAAGAAUUUUGUACUGCCCCCAAAUGCAGAAUAGGAUUGUUUCUUAGCAAUUGAAGCGAAGAAUGGAAUUCGAUUAGAAUUAUUGGCAGAAAACAAAGAGGACUAAUUUUUGUAUGCUAAAAUUUUAAAUCUACUGAUAAACAAAGAGAGAUGUGUUAAAAACUAAAAUCAAUACAUAAUUGAAUAAUAUAGUGUGGAUAUUAAUCUAAUUAGAAAAGUAUUAUUUAUAAAUAAAUACAACUAGAAUUUGGAAGGAUCUAAAAAGAACUUCUUAGAAACUAUAGACAAGUUACAGCAAAGUUUUAUUUCAACUACUUCUACACUUUUGAAAUAGGAGAAAGAGAAAACAAAGACAAUUAAGAAAAAGUCUUAGCAUUAUGUGUUUUAAAGUAAACUUUAAUUGGAGGAUAUUAACAAGGAAAAUAAAAUAUAGAAGAAACAAAUAAAAGAAUUGUAGUUGGAAAAUGAUUAUUUGGAAAGCAGAAUAGAAUAAUUAUAAGAAUAUUACACUUAAAGAUAGUUAUAAAUAAAGAAUUCAACUAAUCCUCAGUAGGUUCAGUUAUAUCAAAUAAUAAAGGAUAUAAUCGGAAUGAAUGGGGAUCAAAGCAUUCAUAAUGAAUCACAAUAUGAAUAUCAACCUUAAGAUUAUCAUGAAGAAAACGUUAAAAAUUUACAGAAGCUUUCUGCUCUAUAUGAUCGAUAACAGAGUACUGAAAUAGAAUUAAGACAAUAUCUUAAGGAGUUGCAAGAGGAGAAAUCUUAAAUAGCCACUCAAUUAUAAUAAUCCUAAUUUGAUUUACAUGAAUAGGAAAUGUAUAUCAUUGAAUUAGAGAAUAUAAACAAUCUCUUAUAAACUAAAUUAUAGGAUGUGAACUAAGUGUUAGAAUUCAAAGAGCAGCAGUUUUCUAAUUUAGUUUAGGAUAUGCAAAAAUUACAACAAGAAAUCCCUAAAUUGAUGAAUAACAAUCAUUAAUCAUCUGUAAACACUGAAACCAGAAGACUUUAAACUGAGAAUGAUAAAUUGAAAGAUACUAUUCAAAAUAAAAUAAGGGAGUUAAAAAAGUAAACACUUAUUGCUAUAUUUUAAUAGUUAAAUGAUGAAAGAAGAAUAAAAUUGGAUGAAUUUCUUUGUUCAAAUAAUCUCCUACAUUUGUUAUCACAUUGCUCCAGAUGACUUAUCAUCUGAUAUUAAUAUUACUAUUCAAGGACUCUAUUAUAAGUUGUGUGAUAAGGCCUAUGGAGAGUCAUAAACCUAGUUGGAUAAUUUGAUGAACUUAAUUAAGUAGAAAGCAAGUUUCUUUUAAAAAUAAUACAAAGAGUAGUUUGAAUAAAUGUUUAAGGAUCAGUAAGCAAUAUUGUGUAGUUUGGCAUCAAGUAUCUAUUAGAUUUAAUUUAUAGGAUUGCCAUCUCCAAAAACUACGAAUUCAAGAUAAUCUUCUCAUUAAACAUUACAUUUAGACAAGACAUUUUAGUCUCCGAGUCGGGUUUUUGUGAAAAAUAAGGCUAAAUUAACUAAGGAUAAUCAUCCCUUGGAUUCCAUUUAAAUAUAAUAUUUGACUUAAUUAAUUAAAUGA